AUGGAGCCUAUCUUUUCUGCCGUUUCGAAUGAUGCCUAUCAUCUCUACACUCUUCUACGCUGUAUCGGAUUUGCCGAAAAGGCUCGCAUACAAAUAACACCCGAUGGAAUCCGAUUCUCUGUAGAAGAAAGCCGGGUGAUGCAGGGACUUGUGUUCCUCGACCGGGCCCUAUUCACAACUUAUACAUUCAACGCUCCUCGACCUCAAGACCGCAACGAUGAUACUUUGGUCGAUGAGGAGUCUGCCGGGGACAUUUACCCUCAAUUUCUCAUAUCUCUUACCGCUCUCUUAGAAACUCUUCAAAUUUUCGGCAUUGGCGACGCUAGUCAGUCAUCUUUUCUGCCAAAUGGCUCUUUCCAGAACACUUCUGGCGGCGCUUUUACUAGUCCAGCUGUGUUACUCGGCCGCACUUGUGCUUUGCGAUACUCAAGUCCUGGCAGCUCACUUUGCAUCACACUUUCAGAAUCCGGGGUUACUACUACUUGCGAACUCACCACCUACGAGUCCGAUGAUCCUUCGUUUGGGUCUGCUGGUGGUGAGGUGGACAUACCACUGCAACGCGACGCUAUUAUCAUGAAAAUUAUUAUGCGGUCUGCAUGGCUGUACAACGCCAUCAAUGAACUGGACGCCACAGACCCUACCGUUCUGACCAUCUCAGCCUCUUCCAAAAAUGCACCCUUCCUCACACUAUCUGGAUCCGGCGGGCCAUUCAGUGAGUCUAGCGUCAAAUUCUCAGCGGACAAGGAGAAUGGGGAAAGUGAGGCGAGUUACAAAAAUCUACAGGAUGAGGGAGCGAAACGGGCUAGAUUGGCUCCUGCAGUGACCGAAACCUUUCAAGUAAACCCCCCUUCCUCUAUGGGGUCUCUAGUCAAGGAGAACUAUCGCUUUGCGCUCAUCCGCAAAGCGUCUCGGGCCAUGGCUGCUGCGAGCAAAGUGAGCAUGCGGGGGGAUAUCCAGGGCGUCUUGAGUCUGCAAUUCAUGAUUGAGCUAGGUGGCGGAAACAGUGACGGCGAUGUCGGUCCUGCACGAGGAGGCACCAAGCAUGUGAGCUUCGUUGAUUUUAGAUUUGUACCUCUUGUCGGUCAGGAAGAUGAUGAGGAAGGAGGAGAAGAGAAUGGAGAUUCGGAGGGAUGGUAG
Talaromyces amestolkiae is the source of this 1137-nucleotide messenger RNA. RefSeq lists its product as uncharacterized. Bases 1 to 1137 code for a protein of 378 amino acids. Gene Ontology annotation, cellular component: checkpoint clamp complex. Gene Ontology annotation, biological process: DNA damage checkpoint signaling; DNA repair. The record is from RefSeq and is a predicted model, not a curated record. Lineage: Eukaryota; Fungi; Ascomycota; Eurotiomycetes; Eurotiales; Trichocomaceae. The transcript has a single exon.